Pestalotiopsis fici W106-1 is the source of this 984-nucleotide messenger RNA. RefSeq lists its product as uncharacterized. Bases 1 to 984 code for a protein of 327 amino acids. The record is from RefSeq and is a predicted model, not a curated record. The transcript is spliced from 2 exons. NCBI's taxonomy places the organism in Eukaryota, Fungi, Ascomycota, Sordariomycetes, Amphisphaeriales, Sporocadaceae.
AUGUCUCCUCCAAUGCAGUUGACGUCUCAUCUCAACACCCCAUACACACCCACCAGUGAUGCUCUUGAUCGCCAUGACUAUGGCAUCUCAAAGAAUCGAAAGCUAGUCUCCACUGGUGGCGGCAGAGCCUGGAGCGAGGAUGAGGAAGUAUAUCUUCUCCAGACUCGUCUUCAGAAAAUGCCUUACAAGCACAUUGCAGCUCACUUGAAGAAGACUGAGCUCGCUUGUCGCUUGCACUACCAUCAAUUGAGUCAUGGAAGCAACCGUCGUAAGCGGACCACUUCAGUGUCCUCUGCCUCUUCGUCGGGCCACUCUCCUAUCCUGCCAGCCAUUGUACCGUCUCCAAUCAAUGAGUGCUCUUCUCGAGACAGUACUCCUCCCCAGAGUGCGGGCGGCUAUGGCCCUGGUUCCCCGGGACCCGUCCACCUCCCGAGCAUCAUGGCCAACACAAACACCUCACCUCGGUUGCCUGCGAUUCUGCCUAAGCCGGCAGCAAUGAACUUUACAACCACGGCUAUGUCACCAAGUCUUGGUUACCCCACGCCUACCAUUGCUGAUGCAGCCCGGUGCCUCGGACCUUCUGCAUUCCCGCAGCCGUCUCCAAUCACCCAGGGAACCGCACCGUUGCGUCUUGACUGCACCCUCCCGCCGCCCACGGCCCAUGUCGACCUGCCGCGCUUGCAGUCGAUCUACUCGGCCCACCGGUCGUCGUUUUGGCACACCAUUGCCAACGACUAUGGCACUGGGGCGAGCCCUAUUGUCUUGGAACAGGCUUGGAAGGCGAACAUCCUCACCGCUGGUAGCCAGACCCCUAUCACGCCCAUGGCCAGCCCCAACGACCGCGAUCUGAUCUAUGAAAAGCAGGACAAGACUCGCAUCAGCGCCAUCCUCGGCAUUGAUGCCAACCCACGCAGUCCAAAGGAGCGCGAGAUGGUCAGAUUACUCGAGGAGGGCAGGAAUAGUGGUGUAAUGGCCAUUGCAUAG